This is a messenger RNA of Penicillium olsonii, 1101 nucleotides long. The record is from the annotation of a GenBank genome assembly. NCBI's taxonomy places the organism in Eukaryota, Fungi, Ascomycota, Eurotiomycetes, Eurotiales, Aspergillaceae.
AUGCCCUCCAUGAUGCUCAAUCGCCUCUCAGACGGCCCGGCAUCGGUCCUCCCUCCCCAAGAACACGCCUUUGCUCAGUUCCCGUCGCAAUCCUCUUUCCUCAACUCAGGAAGCUUGAACGGCUAUCCCGCCAACGCUGGCCCAAUAUUCUCCAACGGUUCCACCGCACAGGCUGCUCCCUCCAGCUUCGGCGCUUCCGCUGCUCCCGUGGCCCCGAAGCCCUCCCGGAAGAGAUCGCGUGAUGAAGCCACUUUCGAGGAGGCCACCGCGCCAAGCGCUCCUCCAGCGCCUCAGCCAGCCCCAGAGCCCAAGGUAGAGCCCAUCUACGGAGAAGGAAUGGUGCUUUUGAAUCCUCAGACUGGACUCGCGCUCUCCGCAGAAAGUCAAACAGGCACAUGGUACGAGCAGGAGGCUGAGACAAAACAGGCGGCUGCAGCGCCCAUCUCAUCGCGUUCGAACGCGUUGCAGUCCGAUGCCGCAGACCUCAGCCGCAAGUCUCAGCGUCUAGAUCAAUCUGCUCCAGGCCUGGACGACAUUGCACUGUCGUCCAUCCGUCAACGCCUGAAUGAUCCUAGCACCGAUGAUCAGCACCGCACUCUGAGUGCGACUCCUGCUCCUCCAAACGAGCCUCUAGUCGAUGAUGCCACCCGACUCCUUGGUAUCGGCUGGCAACGCGUCAGCACAGACGAUGACAUGGCCCCCGCCGUCCGCGGCUGGACCAAAUACAUUGACAACCAGUAUUCGUCCCAUCUGCACAGCUCGCAGAUGCUGAUCAAAAGCCGUGCUUUGAACGCCUACCUCGUGGCUGCAACCCCCACCUCCGGAAUCUCUCCUGCCUUCUAUUUAUUUACCGAAGACCUCACCCAAGGCCAGCUGGUCGCCUCUUCCUGGGAAGCCUGCCUCCAAAAUCUGCGCAGCACCCCCAUCAUCUUCGAGGGUGCUGCCCCCCUCGCUGCCAACGACCGACCCGAUGCGCAACCCGCCUCUUUCAACAAAGUGGACACCGGCGUGCCCCUCCUUCAACAAGCCUUGUCCAACCACCAACCGACCCUCGACGGACUGAGCGGAGGCGUGGAAAUGGGAAUGGAGAUCGAUUCUUGA